This is a messenger RNA of Psammomys obesus (fat sand rat), 3266 nucleotides long. It is a transcript of the gene Samd15, whose product is annotated as sterile alpha motif domain containing 15. The record is from RefSeq and is a predicted model, not a curated record. Gene Ontology annotation, molecular function: protein binding. NCBI's taxonomy places the organism in Eukaryota, Metazoa, Chordata, Mammalia, Rodentia, Muridae. Bases 255 to 2519 code for a protein of 754 amino acids. The transcript has 5 exons.
GGAGCGGCGAGGCGGCGACGGGGCUAGCGGCCAGAGCUCUGGUCUGUGGAAGCUGGCGACGGGGACACGCGGGGGCGGGGAGCAGGGAGGUUACUACGUGCUUUUUGUCGCCUGUUUUUACUCUCAGCACUUGCAAGGAUCGACAAAAUCUCGGGAAGAUUCAGGAUAACACUGCCGGAAAUCGUGGUAUCCAUAGAGACGUUAUAGGAAGUUGCGGUUGCUAAGAGGCCUUGGGCAUAUCGACUGACUGCGCAAUGGCUAAAGUCCCAGAAAAUUAUGAAUCCGAUCCCGAAGAAGAUAUGACACUACUGUCUGAAAGAACUAAAUUUCGUAGUUCUCAUAAGUUGCUUACUGCUGAAUCAAACACCACGGCAGUAGUAAGCCCUGAGCUGCCCCCUGAGAUUGACCAAGAGCCAGAGGAACUAAACACUCAGGAAGGUAAUUUUGAAGAGGGGAAGCCAGGGAGUGCAAAAAACGUGCUGCUAGGGACAACCAGGACGUCUGACGAAGAAAAUCUCAGUCAGACCAACGUGGGCCUAUCUAGCAAAACUGAACCAGAGAUAAAACAACUGUUGGAGUUAGAGACAUCAUGGGGAGCAGGAGAGGAUUUGGAGGUGCCCAUAAAUGAAAAGCAUGAGGAGCCAGACCUACAAAUACCGGCUGUUUCAGUAGAUGUACUCACAGAACUGCCUACUGAAACAAAUACACAGCUACCAACAGAAGUCAAGAUUCCAGAGGCAGUGAACAACGAGCUGGAGUUACCAGAAGAGACUGGGCAGUCACUUACAGAGAGAGAUAAAGAAAUAGGUCCAGAGCAGAGCACACCAGAUUUUCCAAAUAGAAAACCAAGAAGUUCAAUUGAAGAGGAUGAUCUAUCAAAGAUGGGCAAAUCAGAGGCUACAGAGAAGACACAAGAAGAGUCAGCUGAAGAGAAAAGUACAGAGCCAUCUGAGGUGACUAAACCUGAGUUCCCAGACUGGAAGCUAAGAAAGUCUUCUAAGGAAGCAGAUCUCAAGCCUCCAGAUGAGCUUCAGGUCAAGUCCUCAGAGCAUUUAGGCACAGAGCAACCUGAGCAGGUUGAGCCAAAGUUUCCAGACAAGAACCAAAGACAGUCACCUGAAGAGAAAGUUGCAGAGCACCUCGAAGAACUCAAACCAGAGCUUUCUGAGGAAGAAUCAAGAAAACCAAUGGGUGAAGCAAGUCUAGAGCUAUCAGAAAAGACAUCAUCAGAUGUUCCAGAAGAAACACGAAGAAAAACUUUUGAUGAAGACAUUCUAGAAAUACUAGAAGAGACUGCUGCAGGCCUAGCAGAAGAGAAACAACCAGAUGUUCAAGGAGAGACACAAGGAAAGUCAAUUGAGGAGAAAGUUCUAGAGCCAUUAGAAGACAGGAAACCAACAGAUCAAAAGGAAGAGCUGAUGAGGUCAAGUGAGAAAUCUAAAUCAAAGGAAACAUUAGUAGGGUCACCUAAAGGAAAGGGUCCAGUGCUACAACAACAGACUGAACCAGAAUUUCCAAAGAAAAAACUAAGAAAAUCAACUGAAGGAAUAGGUCAAGUGCCACCACAGAUGACCAAACCAGAAGUUCAAGAGGAGUCACAGUCAGAACCAACCAAGGACGAAAAUCUACAGUUAUCCGAUAGAGACAAACCAAGAGAGAAAGAAUCUCCCAAGAAAGACAGCUUAGAAGAACCAAGGAAAUUAAAGUAUCCUGUAGGCAAAGAUGAACUAAUAUACUCUGAAAAUUAUAGAAAGUCGUCAGAAAAAGAAACUAACAAAGCUAAAACUGAGAAUGCAGUACAAUCUCCUAGAGAAAGUAUGGAAUCCUUUGGUACAUAUUAUGAACUCCCUGAAGUCCCCAGAGAACCUCAGGCUGAUAUCAGUGAACAGCUUUUAACAAUUCCUGCUUCACAGUCUCGGGUGGAACUUAGUGUUUCAGUUAGUGACAAGCAAUUUCUAGUUUCACCCCAGGAGUUGGAGGACUUGGAAGAGAGAGAAGACAAGAUCAAUGAUAGUAUCGGCCCACAAUUUGAGCACCUACAGUGGAGUCCAGAGAAGGUUGCAGAGUGGAUCAGUGAGCUAGGCUUCCCUCAAUAUAAGGAGUGUUUUACUACAAACUUCAUCAGUGGUCCAAAACUUAUCCAUGUAAACUGCUCUAACCUGCCUCAGAUGGGAAUAACUGAUUUUGAAGACAUGAAGAAAAUAUCUCAUCAUACUCGAGAGCUUCUGGGAAUCACUGAGCCACUAUUCAGCCGCAGCAUCUGCCUUCCCUACAGAGACAAUAUUGGCUUAUUUUUAGAGCAAAAAGGUCAUAGUGGAUUGAAGUCUGAUUCCUUGACCUUGCCUGAAUUUGUUAAAGCAUCAGGAUUAGAGAAGUAUGGUCCAGAGAUUAAAGCCAUGGACAGGAAUGGAGGCUCACUAUCAGACAGCCACCAAAAUGAAAAUGAGGCAUCACUGCAAGUAACAGAUUUGGAUAAAAUUUACCAUCUGACUCAAAGGAAGAAGCAAUGGAGCCAGUAACUGGAAAUGAAGAACAUGAACCAGGACAGGACCUCUCACUGGACUGGGGAUCACCAAGGAGGCUACGGUGGCUGGCUAGAGAGACUCUCAAGUAUUCAUCUAUUUCUGUAAUUCCUGUACCAGGAUGACAAGUGUGCCCACCAUGUGGGAUUUUAUGUGGGUUCUGGGGAUUGAACUCAGGUCCCUGUGAUUGUUCCAUUAAUUUUUUUGAUCACUGGGACAAAAUACUUGACAGAAACAGCUUGAGGAAGGAAGGGUUCAUUUUGGCUCACAGUGUGCAGGUACAGUCUAUCAUGGCAGAGACAUCUCGGCAGCCGGUCUUGUUGCAUCUGCAAUCAAAAAAGAGGAAUGCUCAGCCUAGCUCUGAGCCCCUCCCCCUCAUUCUCUUAUUCUGUCCAGAACCCCAGUUCAUACCAUGGUGCUGCACAAGUUUAGGGGACCUUUAUUUCUCCAGUACUCACUUCAAUUAGCGUGAUCUAGAAACUCCUCACAGACAUGACGAGAGGCUUCUUGUUUCCAUGGUCACUCUAAAUCUCAAAGAGUUGACAAGAUUAAUAAUCAUACAAGGGCAACUUACUGGCUGAGCUGCACCCCCAACCCUCACAAUCACAUUCUCUAAAGUAUAGUUUUAGAGAAAAAGAGGGGAAAUGUUUUUCUUUAAAUAUCAGAGGAGAAAGAGAAACUGGCAGAGAUGGGCAGGACUCUUGGUAAUAAUUCCCAGACCACAAAAUGAAAUAAAAACUGGUC